CAUGAAAUUCACGUGAUGCCGGUGGUAACAUUCGGCGGCAUGAGCUGAUCUAAAUCUAUCCUCAUUUCUCAUUGGUUAAUAUAUUGCAAUUCAACUGCAUUCUGGCAAAUCACAAUAUUCGUAAUAACCACGUACUCGUAUUAUUACGUGCAUAAUUAUUUGACAUCGAUAAAUGCGUGAGAGUGCUCGCAAAGUGCAGAGGUACAUAUCUAAUUGUUUUUUUUUUUUUGGUUUAUCGUCAUUAUCAUCGUCAUUGGAUUUAUCAACGUUGGUUAGUCUUAAAUUAAUAUCGUCUGUUGAAAAGUUUUUUUUUUUACUUAUUUUUCCAAUAAAAUAUUUAUCAUCAAAAAAAAAAAAACAGAAACAUUUUUAAAUUAGUUAGCUAGCAUUAGUUGAAAAACAAAAAAAAUUAAUUAAUUGUACUAAAUAAUAAUAAUGGUUUUUAAUAUGUAGGAUAAUGACAAAAUAAAAAUAUAUUUUAAAAAUUAUAUGCUUAAUUAAACGUUGAGAUCUAGAUUGAAUAACAACAGUAUAAAAAAAAUAUAAGAGUGGGUAUUUAAAUAAUAUAAAAUUAAAACAACAAGAAUAGAAAUAAAAAUAUUCACACACACGUACAAACAAUUUAACACUUUUAAAUUAUAACAUAGCAUUUGUAAAUUGUAUAUGCAACUUGAAAUCUAAAUUUGAUUUGUUCUUUUGUUGUAUACAUUGCAUGUUUUGAAAUUUAUAAAAUCUAGUAAUUAACUCACUGAAUUUUUUUCAAAUUUAAUUGACAAAUAUCUAUUUUUUUCUUCUAUUUUUGGUAAAUCAUAAUGUCAUUGUAAACAAUUCAAUUGGUCAAUUGAAGAUUGAUAGACCAAUCAGAGCUCAAUACGAAUAAAAAUAAUCUAUGAAUUACACACGAAUGGAGGGGAAUGACACAACGUCGUCGUCAUAUAUCCGUCAUAAUUUUUUUUAUCAUAUUUUUAGAUAUAUUCACAUUUUGGAGUAAUACAGCACUUAUUAUUUUCCAUAAAAUUAUUCCGCUAUUAUACAAAAUGAUUCACACAAAUAUAUUAAAAAUUUAUUUUUUCCUUAAUUUUUAAAAACCUCGUGUUUAAAAACAUCGCGUCAUAUGUUUGCAACGUGGAAAUUAUAUUAGCGAAAAAAAAAUAUUUACGUAAUUUGAAUAAAUAAAAAAAUACAGCCCCACCUUUUUGAUAAUGAAAAAUAUAAAUAAAUAAAUAAUAAUUAACAACAUUAUCAAUAAAAAAAAAAUAUAAUUAAUUACUAUUUUUUUUUUUCUGUUAUUUUUCUAAUAGAAAAUUUCGAAAAAUUCGAAAUAAUGCAAAAAACUUUUGACAAAAUUUUCGAUGAUUGAAGAAAAACAUUAAAUUGAUAAAAAAACAAUUAGCAAAAAUAAAGAAAUAAUAAUAAUAAUAAUAUAAAAUUGUGGGUGGAUUUGUGAGUUAGCAACGAGUUGGGUGGGAAGGCGGGAACCAGCGGGAACGGCUGAUGCGCGUUACCAAUAGCGCCGCGUAACCGUAGUAAAAUGAACUCAGCUUGGUUUUCUCUCUCUCUUCGCCUGUACAUCUGUUAAUGCCUUGUGUAACACAGAGAGACCCGCUGUGCAUAAAUGCAAACAAAGAGAGACUUGCUUGUAUAUAAUAUAUAUAUUAAAAAACCAAUACACCUUUAUAUAAAUGUAUUAGUGUAAGUUUGACGUUUCUACCGUUUACAACGCGAGUCUGACACGUAUACUAUCCACACCACUUCUAGGCGUCCACAUUUAUUUCACGUAACUUUUUUCACAUCAACAUUAUUUUAUUAUUAAUAAUACAAUUAAUAUUAUAUUAAUUUUAUUAAAGUGCUCAAUUAUUGUGUAUUAGUUUAAUUAAUUUUAUUUCAUUGUGCAGUGUUAAUAACUAUACAUUUUUAUUAGAAUAUAUUGAAUUUUUUUUUUUUUUUUCUCUUCAUUUUGGAUGUUACUGCGAAGGACUGACGCUUGAGUCGACAUUUUUUUCUUCGCAGCCAUUGUUGUUUUGAUUCACAGAAUGUCCAUGUGUCACGUAGUGCCCAAGUGUACAAAAUAAUUAUUGAAUUUUAUCAUAAAAAAACUCUAGUGAAGUGAACAAAUUUUUGUUUUUAGAAAAAAAAAAAAAUUAUUCAUUUGUGAAAUUAAAUAUUCAUGAAUUUUUAUUGAUAAAUAUUAUUAUCAAUUUUUAUAUAUUAAUUAAUUAUUUUUAAAAAAUAUAUAUAUAUUGUGAAAUUAACCUAAAACGGUCGUUAUAUAUCAUUCGCGUGAUAAAUUGACUUGACUUUUAAAGCGUGAGAGUGACAAGCCAUUUUUGAAAAAAAAAAAAAAAAAAAGAGGUUAAAAAAGAAGAAGAAUCACUUCUCUUUGUCUCGUGGAACAUGAAAAUUUACAAAAAAAAUAUACCACAAUAAUUUAACGAUAAUUUUAUUGAUUAAUUAUUUUGUUUUUUAAUUUUUUUUUUGUUUUUUUUUUUUGUUUUUCGCGUUUUUUUUUUUUUUCUUCAUCAUACAUGUGUGUUUUGUGAAUGAUAUUUGGCCGUUAACGGUUAUAAUAAAAUAAAAAAAAAAAAAAAAAUAUAACGUCACGCAACACGCUUUGAAGACCUCAUUGUACAUUCCGGGUUCUGGCCAAUAGUAUCAAGCUAAAAAGUUUUUGGUCGUCUUUAAACUUUUGCUUGGUUUUUGCUCCUCACCACCUCGCCACUUUAACCAGCGUGACUGUGUAUUGUACAUAUUUUUUUUUUUAAUUAUAAAUAUAUAUUUAUUUAUUAUUUUUUUUUUUUUGGUGUUGUGGGUUGCUCUCUAACCCCCGCCGAGUACCGGCCGGUCAGUUCGACGAGCUUUUAAUAUAAAAAAAAUAAUAAAAAAAAAAAAAAACAGCUGGACUUCAAGACAGCCACUCCGCGCAACAACAAAUUUAAUCUCCGAGUGAUAAAUUUCUUGAGUAAAAAAAUACACAAUACAAAAAAAAAAAAAAAAAAAAUUGUUAUUAUUUAUUUAUAAAUAUUGCUCAUAUAUCAAUUUAUUAUUAUAUAUUGGUGGAUAGGCAUAGUGUUGAGAUAUUAAUUCAAGAAAUAUGAGCAUUGCUGCACUUUUGCAAGCCGCUGAGUUCAUUGAAAGAAGAGAAAGAGAAGCUGAACAUGGCUAUGCUUCGACAAUGCCUAUACCCGAUGAUAUCCGGACCAGUGGAAAGAGAGGAAAAACGAAAAAAUCACAGGGUAGUAGAACAACCCACAAUGAACUGGAAAAAAAUAGACGAGCACAUCUCAGAAAUUGUCUGGAAAAGCUGAAAGUACUUGUGCCCCUUGGGCCCGAAACAUCUCGACAUACUACUCUAGGUCUUCUUACCAAGGCGAAACGAUUUAUCAAGAAUCUUGAAGACCGUGAACGAAAGCAUUCAGCCAUCAAAGAACAAUUGUCAAGAGAACAUAGAUUUUUGAGACGACGACUUGAACAAUUAACAAGUCAAUCAUCAUCACCAAAUAAUUUGCGUGCUUUACAUUGUCUUGAUAUGACAACUAUUCAUGGUUUAAGUACAAGUGCACCAGCUGAUUCAACAAUGGAUACAGCUGCUGCUGAUACAGAUGCAAUAUUAUCAAAACGAAGAAGUGUCUCUGAAUGUUCAGUUUUGACUAUUUCAUCAAUGGGAUCUGCUAUGAGUUCAGGUAACUCUGAUAGAUCUUCAGGCAGUCCUUCUAUCUCUGAGUCUGAUGAAGUAGAUGUGAUUGGCUACACAAGUAACCAGUCAGAUACAGAUGACCAUAGUAGCGUUCAAAGCAGCAGUGACAGUGGUGUUGCUAUGUCUACGUCACGACUGACCUUAUCAGAAAUGAUGGACAAUCUUUAGACAAAAAAUCAAGAGAGUGACUAAGCGACCAUUUCGAGGAAUUAUUAAUACGCUGAAGAUGUCGAUUAAUGUACAGAACAUAAUUAAAAUCAAAAAAAAAGUUCAGUUACAAUUUUCGCGUAUAAAUAAAUUAAAUUAAUCAUUUUAAUUGUAAAGAAAAAAGGUAAUAAAAAAAACAAAAUAAUAAUAAUAAUAAUGGAGGAUCUUGUAGAAGAUGACAACCAGUACUAGAUCAUUAAAAUCAAUUUAAUAUAAUUAAUAUAAUGAUGUGAAUGAAAUUAAUAUGCUCUUGUGAGAGUCGUUUGUAAAUUAAUUUAAAUAAUAUCAUAUGUAAAUGAUUUGUAAAUAUUUAAACAGAGAGCAAUGUGGAAAAGAAAAAUUACAAAAAAAAAAUAAGAGGAGGAACAUCGGAAUGGUUGAUAUGAAAUAACUAUAAAAAAUCAUAAGUUGAAUGAGACUGAAAAAAAUUGAGUCAAAGUGAAGAGAAAAAAAAAAAAAUUUAUGUGUUGAACACAAAGAAAUUAAUGUCAUACAAUUUCUAUAAAAAUUCAGAAUUUAAAAAUGAUAAAUAUUAAUAAUUUUCCCCCAAUUAAAAACGACCCAGACUCGGAGUAAUCACAUCAAUGAGAAAGAAAUAGAAAAAAAAACCAACAAAUUCUAGUAUAAAUAAUUUUUUUUUCAACGUUAAAAGUAAAAAAAACGUUUUAAUUUUAAUUUGCAUUCAUCAUUAAAUUAUUAUUUCAUAAAAUUUCGUGUAAUUAAAAGAACAAAAUUAAACUAAUAUUUAUAUUAUUAUUAUUAUUAUCAUUUAAUUUCGAAUUAAAUUAUUUUCUUUCUCUAUGAUGAUAAAUUAUUUGCUUCGUGCAACUCGCAAUAAUCGCAACUAAUACAAAAGAAAAAAAAAAAACAAACCAAGACGUUCAUUAAAUAAAAAUAUCUUUUAAAAGAAAAAAAAAAAAAAAACAAAAUAAAAAAAAAUUCAAAAAAAAAAUAAAAAAUAAGAAAAAAAAUAAAUUAUAACAGAUAAUUAAGAGCAAAUUUAUGUUUUUGUGUCUAGACCCACAAAAAAUAAACAUGCUGAAUUUUAAAAAAGUUGAACAAUAAAAAAAAUAAUAAAAUCUAAUAGAAAUAAUUUAGUCUAAAAAAUUAAUAAUUAUAAAAUAAUUUACAAGUAAAAAAAAAAAUCACUAACUGUACGUGGUUAUACAGAAAUGCAUUAACAGGAAAUCAAAGAAAAAUCACUGGUUUUCAAAUCAGUGCUUACAAGUUGUUACCUCCAAAAAAAAAAAAAACAAAAAAAAAAUGAUAAAAUAAUUAAGAGAAGUAUGGCAUGUAUGACAAAAUAAUAUUUGAUUUUUUUUUUUUCUUUAAAUUCAAAGAGGAAAUGAAAAAAACAAUCUAUGAUCCUAUAAAAGUGAUAAAGUACAAAUUCUGUAAUUCCCUGUAUCAUGAUAAAUCAUGGAAAAGAAAAAUAUUAAAUACUUUUGGGUUAAAAUUUGUAUUGGUUCAAGAUUCGUAGAUAAAAAAUGUCCAAUUUCGUAGUAAUAUUACUUGAAAAAUAUAUUUAAAUUUGAUGAUGUUAAUUGAAUACUAAAAGCAUUGUGUUUAAAUGCAAUUCGCCAUUGAAUUUGUCAAAGACUUAUUUCAUUUUUGGGCUUGUAUUGUAUUUUUACACAUGUUUAAAAAUAUUCAUUUAUCAAAAUUACAUUAAAAUAUAUUAAUUGUCUACUGCGCACAGUGUGAAUGAAUGGAUGUCUUGGCAAAAAAAAAAAAAAAAACAAUUUAUUGGUGUAAGUGCGGCAAUUA
Aphidius gifuensis is the source of this 5668-nucleotide messenger RNA. RefSeq names its product max dimerization protein 4-like (gene Mad). Bases 3092 to 3862 code for a protein of 256 amino acids. The record is from RefSeq and is a predicted model, not a curated record. Lineage: Eukaryota; Metazoa; Arthropoda; Insecta; Hymenoptera; Braconidae. Gene Ontology annotation, molecular function: DNA-binding transcription factor activity, RNA polymerase II-specific; protein dimerization activity; RNA polymerase II cis-regulatory region sequence-specific DNA binding. The transcript has 7 exons. Gene Ontology annotation, biological process: regulation of transcription by RNA polymerase II.